CGCACGGCCGGAGAGACGCGGAGGAGGAGACAUGAGCCGGCGGGUGCCCAGACGGAGCGGCCGUGACGCGUUAGCGCCGCAGCCGCGCGCCCCGAACCCGGAGCGCUGAACCCUGGCCCCACGCAGCCCCGCGCCCCUGCUGGAGAGCUUAACCCGACUUCCAGCCCCGCUGCGCAGGCUGUCCGCGGACUGAACCGGGCAGCCAGCCUCCCGCAGACGCCCGGACGGCCGGUCAGCAGUGAGCAAGCUUCCCCGCACCAGCCGGACGCCUUCUGCACAGCGGCUGCCGACCCGCAGCCUCUGCGCCAGCCCGGAGGGCGCAGCGCUCGGGAGGAGCCGCGCGGGGCGCUGAUGCCGCAGGGCACGCGGCGGAGCGCCCCGGAGCAGCAGAGUCUGCAGCAGCAGCAGCCGGCGAGGAAGGAGCAGCAGCAGCGGCGGCGGCGGCGGCGGCGGCGGCGGAGGCGCCCGGUCCCAGCCGCGCGAAGCGGACAUGUGCAGGCUGGGCUAGGAGCCGCCGCCUCCCUCCCGCCCAGCGAUGUAUUCAGCGCCCUCCGCCUGCACUUGCCUGUGUUUACACUUCCUGCUGCUGUGCUUCCAGGUACAGCCUACUGGGGCCAAAAGACAAAACCCAGAUAAGUGCGGGAAAGAAGCACAAAGCAUGGUGGAAGGAGGGAGAGUCACAGAGCUUCAGAAAGGGGUCCAGGAAGGCCUGCAUGAGGAGGUACUGGCUGCUGAGGACAACGUGGACUUCCGCAUCCACGUGGAGAACCAGACGCGGGCUCGGGACGAUGUGAGCCGUAAGCAGCUGCGGCUGUACCAGCUCUACAGCCGGACCAGUGGGAAACACAUCCAGGUCCUGGGCCGCAGGAUCAGUGCCCGCGGCGAGGAUGGGGACAAGUAUGCCCAGCUCCUAGUGGAGACAGACACCUUCGGUAGUCAAGUCCGGAUCAAGGGCAAGGAAACGGAAUUCUACCUGUGCAUGAACCGCAAAGGCAAGCUCGUGGGGAAGCCCGAUGGCUCCAGCAAGGAGUGUGUGUUCAUCGAGAAGGUUCUGGAGAACAACUACACGGCCCUGAUGUCGGCUAAGUACUGUGGCUGGUACGUGGGCUUCACCAAGAAGGGGCGGCCGAGGAAGGGCCCCAAGACCCGGGAGAAUCAGCAGGACGUGCACUUCAUGAAGCGCUACCCCAAGGGGCAGCCGGAGCUUCAGAAGCCCUUCAAGUACACGACGGUGACCAAGAGGUCCCGUCGGAUCCGGCCCACACACCCUGCCUAGGCCAUCCCGCCGCGGCCCCUCGGGUCGCCCUAGCCACACUCCCACUCCCAGAGAACUGCAUCAGAGGAAUAUUUUUACAUGAAAAAUAAGGAAGAAGCUCUAUUUUUGUAUAUUGUGUUUAAAAGAAGACAAAAACUGAACCAAAACUCUUGGGGGGAGGGGUGAUAAGGAUUUUAUUGUUGACUUGAAACCCCCGAUGACAAAAGACUCAUGCAAAGGGACUGUAGUCAACCCACAGGUGCUUGUCUCUCUCUAGGAACAGACAACUCUAAACUCGUCCCCAGAGGAGGACUUGAAUGAGGAACUGACACUUCGAGAAACCAAAGUCUUUUCCCAAAGGUUCUGAAAGGAAAAAAAAGAAAAAGAGAAAAUAGUACUCUACCCACCAACAAACUCCCCCUGACUUUCCCAGUCCUCUAUCCCUGCCCCAAACUCCAACAAAAAUCGCUCUCUGGUUUGCAGUCAUUUAUUUAUUGUCCACUGCAAGCUGUCCCGAGACACCGCGCAGGGAAGGCGUGCCCCUGGGAAUUCUCCGCGCCUCGACCUCCCGACGACAGACGCCUCGUCCAAUCAUGGUGACCCUGCCUUGCUCGCAGUUCUGGAGGAUGCUGCUAUCGACCUUUCGUGACUCACGUGACCUAGUACACCAAUGAUAAGGGAAUAUUUUAAAACCAGCUAUAUUAUAUAUAUUAUAUAUAUAUAUAUAUAAGCUAUUUAUUUCACCUCUCUGUAUAUUGCAGUUUCAUGAACCAAGUAUUACUGCCUCAACAAUUAAAGACAACAGACAAAUUAUUUAA
Molecule: messenger RNA, 2073 nt
Organism: Saimiri boliviensis boliviensis (Bolivian squirrel monkey)
Lineage: Eukaryota; Metazoa; Chordata; Mammalia; Primates; Cebidae
Gene: FGF18
Product: fibroblast growth factor 18
Molecular function (GO): growth factor activity
Source: RefSeq, a predicted model, not a curated record